UCGAAAGGAAAGGCGCAAAAUAAAGUGAUUAGCGGCGUUCAAGAAGAUAAAAUGCCAGCAGGUUACGAUCCGAAGGCAGCGGAUGAUGAUGAAGCCGUAGAAGCAGAAGCUACAGCACGUAUGUACGGCAAACCUUUGAAAGAACCCAUUCUUGGUAAAUACUUUGAAUUGCCCGGCAAGAGUGCUACCGAACAGCGUAUCGAUUUGGAUACAUCACUUUCGUAUAUACCGGUUUUUACACAUUUGAAAAUACACGAAGCCGAUGAUAUUGAAAGGCCACCCACACCACCCACAAUACGUCGCAUAGGCAAUGAAGACUAUAUGGAGUUUUAUAAUCCGAAAAAGAAGUGGGGACCAGGACAGAAAAAACCAAAAGAGUUUAAAUAAUGGAUAAAGACAAAAAUUAGAAGAAAGAAAUGGCAGCAAAUAAUCGCACAGGUGUUCCGGAAAAUUUGCAAA
Rhagoletis zephyria (snowberry fruit fly) is the source of this 459-nucleotide messenger RNA. RefSeq names its product WD repeat-containing protein on Y chromosome. The record is from RefSeq and is a predicted model, not a curated record. Lineage: Eukaryota; Metazoa; Arthropoda; Insecta; Diptera; Tephritidae.